Telopea speciosissima is the source of this 597-nucleotide messenger RNA. Its product is annotated as NAC domain-containing protein JA2-like. The coding region runs from base 1 to 597 and encodes 198 amino acids. Gene Ontology annotation, biological process: regulation of DNA-templated transcription. The record is from RefSeq and is a predicted model, not a curated record. The transcript is spliced from 4 exons. Gene Ontology annotation, molecular function: DNA binding. Lineage: Eukaryota; Viridiplantae; Streptophyta; Magnoliopsida; Proteales; Proteaceae.
AUGGAGAUGGAAGUUCCAUCGGGGUACCAUUUUUGUCCUAUGAAUAAAGAGAUCAUUAUUGAUUAUCUAGGUAACAAGUUGAAUGGUGGAAAUAUUCCUUCAAAUAUGGUCAAGGAAUUCGAUGUUUACACCAUAGAGCCAUGGUUACUACCAGGAGCUGAAAUGGUUAAUAGUGGUGCCAAGAAAUCACUCUAUUUCUCUGUUACCUUGAGAUUAAUCUCUGCAAAAGGUGGGUCAAGACCUCAUCGUACAGCUGGUAAUGGCUUUUGGAGGGCUUGUACAGGUGACAAAUUUGUUGUAGACACACUCGAGCAGCAGAGGAGCACGAUAGGUUACGUCAAGCAAUUGACGUAUCACAUGUUUGCUGAUGGUCAUGGCAAACAUUCAUGCAAAGAAAGUAAGAAGACCGACUGGAUAAUGCACGAGUACAUGCAUACAAAGAUUCUAACUAACCCAAAUGUUGUGUGUUGUGUAACAGUCUUCAGUAAUGGUGGCUUAUCUGCAUUACUUUUCCUAGUGAUUGCUUAUGAAUUAGCAGCUGACACUGCUUUGGAUCAUGGUUUGAGUUACCAGUAUCAGAUUGCCCGAUACGGUUGA